Molecule: messenger RNA, 691 nt
Organism: Rhodamnia argentea
Lineage: Eukaryota; Viridiplantae; Streptophyta; Magnoliopsida; Myrtales; Myrtaceae
Exons: 1
Coding region: 91-537 (148 amino acids)
Source: RefSeq, a predicted model, not a curated record
CCCAACUUUUAACUUCUUGCACCCACAUUGCAGUAUUGCACACAACCCUUUCUAGAUCUGCAAAUUCCUCCCAAGGCCAAACCCCAAACCAUGGAUGCUCUCUUCUCCGAAUUCGCCUUCCUCUCCGACCAAUCCCUCCGCGACAAGAACUUCGACCCGGCCGCGAUCGAGGACGACCUCAUGAGGCUCUUCGAGCUCGAGGCCUACAAGUCGUGGGCGGCCGCGGAGCUUGACCACCUCGCCGAGGCCGAGGCAGCGGAGGCCGAGGUGGACCGGGCCGAGGCCUACCUCGACUCGGUCAUGGAGGGCGCGAUGGAGGAGUUCCGGCGGUUCGAGGAGGAGAUGGACCGGAUGGCGAAGGAGGAGAUGGAGGGCUUGGUGGCGACGGCGGAGAGGGCCAGGCUGAUGGGGAGCUUGAUGGAGAAGGCCGCGACCGUGGCCUCCAAGAAGUACAUCGAGGCUGCGGUCAACGCGGCCACUGCUUCCAUGAAGUCAGCUUGGAAAGGGAUUUCGUCUCACAAGGUUCAUCCUUCUUGAGAGAGAGAGAGAGAGAGAGAAAUGUUGUCGUGCUGAGCAUGUGGUGGUGGGUGAUUCAAUGUCCAUGGUGGGUCUACGUCUUGUGUCAAUUGUACUUUGCUAGGCCUUAAGGCCAAUUUGAAAUAAUGUGGAUCAAUUACUUGGUAUGUUCAAA